This is a messenger RNA of Aspergillus caelatus, 1656 nucleotides long. RefSeq names its product L-glutamate gamma-semialdehyde dehydrogenase. Gene Ontology annotation, cellular component: mitochondrial matrix. The record is from RefSeq and is a predicted model, not a curated record. Gene Ontology annotation, molecular function: L-glutamate gamma-semialdehyde dehydrogenase (NAD+) activity. The transcript is spliced from 4 exons. NCBI's taxonomy places the organism in Eukaryota, Fungi, Ascomycota, Eurotiomycetes, Eurotiales, Aspergillaceae. The coding region runs from base 1 to 1656 and encodes 551 amino acids.
AUGCGGCCCCUUACCCUAACUCGUGCCGUUGGCCUCAACCGCCUCAAAAGGCACUUCCUCAGCUAUGCCAAAGAAUCCCCUGAGAGAGUUGAGUUGUCCGAGACAAUCCAGAAGAUGAAGGCUGAAUUCCCUGCUACAAUCCCAAUCAAAAUAAAUGGAUUAGAAGUUGAAACGAAGCAAUCCCGCUCCCAAGUAAACCCUUCUCGGCAUAAAGAUAUUGUGGCCAACUAUGCACUGGCUACACCCGAUCAAGUAAAUGCUGCUGUCGAUGCGGCUCUCAAGGCCAAACCUGCUUGGGAGGCCACUCCAUUUGAAGACCGCGCAGCUGUUUUUCUGCGUGCCUGCGAGCUCAUUACCGGCAAGUAUCGCUCUGAGAUGGUUGCUGCGACGAUGCUUGGUCAAGGCAAAAAUAUAUGGCAAGCAGAGAUUGAUGCCCCAGCGGAAACCGUUGACUUCUUCCGCUACUACAUUCAAGAGGCAUGGGCUCUUUACUCUCAGCAACCUAAAGUUCAUCCUGAUGGAAACUGGAAUAAACUUGAAUACCGUCCACUUGAAGGAUUUACCUAUGCGAUUGCCCCUUUCAAUUUCACAGCACUUGGAGCUACACUUGUUGGCCCGGCCGCGUUGCUUGGAAACGUGGUCAUCUGGAAGCCGUCAGAUUCAGCCCUUCACGCUAGCUGGCUUCUCCACAAGAUUCUGCUAGAAGCUGGCCUCCCUAAGGAUGUUAUUCAAUUCCUACCUGGUGAUGCCGAGGAAGUAACCAACACCAUCCUUAAAAGACCCGAAUUCAGUGCUCUGACCUUUAUUGGAUCUACCUCGACUUUCAAGGGGAUCCAAAAGAAGAUUGGAGAUGGGAUUGGACAAGGCAUCUAUAACUCCUACCCUCGUGUUGUGGGUGAGACCGGUGGGAAAAACUGGGGAGUGGUCCAUCCAUCUGCGGACGUGAGAAGUGCUGCUUUGAACACUAUUCGCGCUGCCUUCGAGUACCAAGGCCAAAAGUGCUCUGCCAACUCCCGUGUCUAUGUUGCCGAGUCAGUUUGGCCUGAAUUCCAACGACACCUAAAAGAGGAAACGGAGGCGUUGAAGGUUGGAGACGUCGAAGAUUAUGGCAACUUUGUCAACCCUGUUAUCCACGAGCGCUCGUUCGACAAAUUGAAUAAAUUCAUCGAGGAGGCGAAGACCGAUUCGGAGCUUGAACUUAUUACUGGCGGUAAGACCUCCAAGGUAAAAGGGUACUAUGUGCACCCCACCGUCUAUAAAACCUCCAAUCCACGUCACGAUAUCAUGAAUCGGGAGCUGUUUGGGCCGAUUCUGGGCGUCUAUGUUUACCCCGAUGCUGAGUGGGAGGAAACUCUGAAGUUGGUUGAUACAACCUCUAGAUAUGGCCUUACUGGAAGCAUUUAUGCGAAGGAUCCAUACGCCAGCCGCCAGGCCCAGGCUGCCCUGAAGCAUGCUGCUGGUAUGCUCUACCUGAAUACUAAAUGCACCGGCUCUACGGUUGCUCAGCAGCCAUUUGGUGGUAGCCGAGAUUCUGGUACCAAUGAUAAAACAGGCACUAUGGCUCAUUUGCAAAGAUUCGUUAGCACUCGGACGAUCAAGGAGGAAUUUAUCCCCUUAGAGAAGAUUGACACAGGAAUUCCUUCGGGCCUCUAUUGA